Gastrolobium bilobum is the source of this 477-nucleotide messenger RNA. Its product is annotated as oleosin Ara h 15.0101-like. Bases 1 to 477 code for a protein of 158 amino acids. NCBI's taxonomy places the organism in Eukaryota, Viridiplantae, Streptophyta, Magnoliopsida, Fabales, Fabaceae. The record is from RefSeq and is a predicted model, not a curated record. Gene Ontology annotation, biological process: lipid storage. Gene Ontology annotation, cellular component: monolayer-surrounded lipid storage body; membrane. The transcript has a single exon.
AUGUCUGAUCAACCAAGAACAACAACAGGUUCCUAUGGUUCCUAUGAUAACAAUCCCAACAUGAAUAGUAGUAAUAAUAACUCAACCUCACGCCAAACAGUUAAGUUCUUAACUGCUGCCACUAUUGGUGUCUCACUCUUGCUCUUGUCUGGUUUAAUCCUCACUGGGACUGUUAUAGGGUUAAUCAUUGCAACCCCUCUUCUUGUUCUGUUUAGUCCUAUCCUUGUACCUGCUGCUAUAGUCAUAGCACUUGCUGCUGGUGGCUUUUUGUUCUCCGGUGGUUGUGGUGUGGCGGCGAUAGCUGCAUUGUCAUGGAUAUAUAACUAUGUUUCUGGGAACAAUCCUGCAGGUUCUGAUACACUUGAUUAUGCUAAAGGGGUGAUUACGGGUAAGGCUAGGGAUGCGAAGGAAAGGGCCAAGGAUUAUGGAAGUUAUGCUCAGGGUAGAGCUCAAGAGGCCACACAAGGGUCUUACUAA